This is a messenger RNA of Drosophila miranda, 1054 nucleotides long. Its product is annotated as N-acetyltransferase 9-like protein. The coding region runs from base 26 to 625 and encodes 199 amino acids. NCBI's taxonomy places the organism in Eukaryota, Metazoa, Arthropoda, Insecta, Diptera, Drosophilidae. Gene Ontology annotation, biological process: protein acetylation. The transcript has a single exon. The record is from RefSeq and is a predicted model, not a curated record. Gene Ontology annotation, molecular function: N-acetyltransferase activity.
UGUGUUAUUGACUAUCGAUACCAACAUGCGUCUGAAUGAAAAAACAAAAUUGUUGGGCAAAAAAGUCGUCCUUGUGCCUUAUGAGGCGCGCCAUGUACCCAAAUACCAUGACUGGAUGAGCAAUGAGACUCUGCGGGAGCUGACUGCCUCUGAGGAAAUGACACUCUCGGAGGAGUACCUGAUGCAGCUGAGUUGGCGCCAGGACACCGACAAACUUACCUUCAUAGUCCUCGCUGCCGAUAUCUAUGCCCGGGACAAUGAUGAGAUUGCUGCCAUGGUGGGCGACACAAAUAUCUUUCUGCGCCAUGAACCCGACACCAAUCAGAAGGUGGCCGAGGCGGAGAUAAUGAUAGCGGACCCCCAGGCGAGGGGCAAAGGCUACGGACGCGAGGCCAUGCUCCUCAUGCUGAAGUACGCCCAAUCCCAGCUGGAACUGAACAAAUUCGAGGUCAAGAUCGACAUGGACAACGCCGUGUCCCUCCGCCUGUUUGAGAGCUUCCAAUUUGUGGAAACCGGACGCGUCGAAGUCUUCCACGAGGUUACGAUGGAGCGUGAGAUUACCACGGAGUGGAUUGGCUGGUUAGACAAGCAGGUGCAGCUAACGAUUGAGAGCUAUAGUGUAUAGUCAAUCGUUAGACGUCGGCUGGAUCCUAUUCAUGCUGCAGAAUAAUCACAAAUCGAUCCACACUUGGUUUAUGUUCUGUUUAUUAAACUUAUUUAUUACGAACUACUUGUUUCGCUUGCCUUAUUUAUGUUGAAUUUUACAUCAUAUGUAUGUAUGUAUUUAUGUGGUGCAAUUGAUGCUGAAUCGUGGCUGGCUUUGUUUCUAUGCGGGAUGGGUUAAUGAUGAUUGUGUAAUGCUGUGUUUGCUUCUUGUGGUCUGUCGUGUCGUGUGGCAGGAAAAGGGCAAGGCAACAGACACUUGCCUGUCCGCUGUGUGUCCGUCCGUCUGUCUAUCAUUUUGGUGUUGUGUGGGGUGCGUGUAUUGUAUGUAUGUAUUUAAAUAUAGUACAUAAAACUAGAUGCUUGCUUACAAACUGCUCACUUGUUUCAA